AUGGAAUUUCAAGGGAUCAUUCUUCCACUUGAAGAAAUACAAGUUCCUUCUGAGAUAGAAGUAGUGACCGAUUCCCAGUAUGUCAUUAACUCCAUGACUAAGUGGAUUUACGGUUGGGAGCGAAAAGGCUGGAUAAAGGGUGACGGUAAUCCUGUUGGUAAUUUAGAUCUUAUUAAACGUCUUCAAGCUCUAAUGCGUUAUCACUCAAUUAAGUUUACGUGGGUGCGCGGUCAUUCCGGAGAUUAUUAUAAUGAGAUUUGUGAUCAGUUGGCGCUACAAGCAGCUAAAAGCCCAACAGAAGUUGAUGUAGGUUUCUUAAGUCGUCUUAAAUAA
Molecule: messenger RNA, 333 nt
Organism: Bactrocera neohumeralis
Lineage: Eukaryota; Metazoa; Arthropoda; Insecta; Diptera; Tephritidae
Product: ribonuclease H-like
Exons: 1
Coding region: 1-333 (110 amino acids)
Biological process (GO): DNA replication, removal of RNA primer
Molecular function (GO): nucleic acid binding; RNA-DNA hybrid ribonuclease activity
Source: RefSeq, a predicted model, not a curated record